Molecule: messenger RNA, 510 nt
Organism: Triticum turgidum subsp. durum (durum wheat)
Lineage: Eukaryota; Viridiplantae; Streptophyta; Magnoliopsida; Poales; Poaceae
Source: the annotation of a GenBank genome assembly
AUGAAGCUUGCCCGGACCACGCCGAUUUCAUUUCCUCAGAGCCCACAGCUGGCGUCAGGGAUGCAGAGCACUCCCGCAAGCGGCGGCGCCUUGAGGAUGCAGCGCUGGAUGGAGACGAGAUUGACUCAUACAAUGAUGCUAGUGAGGUUCGUUGCCAAUUCAAACGAUAUGCCUCCUGAAGAUAUCAGCGAUGCAACCGUCAGAAAGGAGGAAGAUGCAGAGGGCAUGUUCGUAUCCAACUCAAAUGGCUCCAGUUGGACUCGAAGAACUAGGAUCGGUAAGGCAGCAUAUGAGAGGGAAAUUAAUCCAAGCAGGUUCCUGCUCUCGAGGUUUCAAUACAUGCUUAUACUGAGAAAAAAAACUGGUGAUGAUCCAACUUGGAUUCCAGGAGGUUCCUCGGAAACAUGUCUUGAAACGUUGGACGAGGGAAGCAAGGUAUAUUUUGCCAGCAGAAUUUUUGCGCUGCUAGAAGGAUCAAGGUCCUCUGAAGUACUCUUCACGGAGACAUAA